GCGGGCGGCGGCGGGCGGCGGCGGGCGGUCCGGGAGACACGCGCCGGCCUGACCCUAUGCGGUGACUCGCGCGGCGCAGGCGCCUCCUGCCCCGCCGGCGGGGCCCGGGCUCCCCGCGGCGGGAUGUUCUCCCGAAGGAGCCACGGGGAUGUGAAGAAGUCCACGCAGAAGGUGCUGGACCCCAAGAAGGACGUGCUGACCCGCCUGAAGCACCUGCGGGCGCUGCUGGAUAACGUGGAUGCAAGCGAUCUUAAGCAGUUUUUUGAGACCAACUAUUCUCAGAUAUAUUUCAUCUUCUAUGAAAAUUUUAUAACACUGGAAAAUAGUUUGAAAUUAAAAGGGAAUAAUAAGUCACAAAGGGAGGAGCUGGACUCCAUCCUCUUUCUUUUUGAAAAAAUACUGCAGUUUCUACCUGAACGAAUUUUCUUUCGAUGGCAUUACCAGAGUAUAGGCUCAACGUUAAAGAAGCUUCUACACACUGGAAAUUCUAUUAAGAUAAGAUGUGAAGGAAUCAGGCUGUUUCUCCUGUGGCUCCAAGCGCUUCAGACAAACUGUGCAGAAGAGCAGGUGCUGAUCUUUGCUUGCCUGGUGCCCGGUUUCCCAGCCGUCGUGUCGUCCAGGGGGCCCUGUACGCUGGAGACACUCAUCAAUCCUGGCCCCAGCGCGGCUGACGCAAAGAUAUAUCCAGAAGAAAUCACGCCACUCCUGCCAGCCAUAUCAGGGGAAAAGAUCACUGAGGACCAAACAUGCUUUUUUCUUCAAAUACUGUUGAAAUAUAUGGUUACUCAGGCCGCAAGCUUGGAGUGGAAGCACAAGGAGAAUCAAGAGACUGGUUUUAAAUUUCUUUUUACAUUGUUUAGAAAGUAUUACCUUCCUCAUUUGUUUCCAUCAUUUACCAAGUUAACGAACAUCUACAAGCCUGUGCUUGACAUCCCCCACUUGAGACCAAAGCCCGUGUAUGUUACUACAACUCGAGACAGUGAGAACACUUACAGCACAAAAACCCCAUACAUGGCAGCUCGCGUUGUUUUUAUUAAGUGGAUCGUGACUUUCUUUUUGGAAAAAAAGUAUCUAACUGCAACACAAAACACUAAGAAUGGAGUUGAUGUAUUGCCCAAAAUCAUUCAGACGGUCGGGGGUGGAGGUGCGGUGCAGGAGCGGGCGCCGGAGCUGGACAGCGGCGGGGCGGCCGAGCAGGACAGAAGCCACUCGGACAGCAGCACCCUGUCCGAGCGCCGGCUCAGCAGCUGCAGCGUCUGCGGCGUUGAGGAGGAGCACCGCGCUGUGUACGAGAUGGUCCAGCGCAUCCUCCUGUCCACGCGUGGCUACGUCAACUUCGUGAACGAGGUGUUCCGCCAGGCAUUUUUGCUGCCUUCCUGUGACAUAGCUGUAACCAGAAAAGUAGUUCAAGUGUACAGAAAGUGGAUCCUCCAGGACAAACCUGUGUUCAUGGAGGAACCAGACAUAAAAGAAGUUGCCCAAGAAGAUGCUGAAAAAUCAGGAUUUUCAGAGACUGAUAACAAGCAGACCUCAUCUGAAAGUUCUGGUCACAAGCGAUCUUCCAGUUGGGGACGAACUUACUCCUUCACGAGUGCUGUGAGCAGAGGGUGUGUGACUGAAGAGGAGAAUAAGAACGUGAAGGCUGGGGCCCAGGCUAUGCUGCAGGUAUUUUUGACAAACGCUGCAAACGUCUUUUUGCUGGAACCGUGUGUGGAAGUUCCCAUGCUCUUGAAGGAGCAAGUUGAUGCGUGUAAAGCUGUUCUGAUUAUUUUUAGGCACAUGAUAAUGGAGCUUACAAUGAAUAAAAAGACAUGGGAACAGAUGUUGCAAAUACUACUCAGGAUAACAGAAGCUGUCAUGCAGAAGCCAAAGGAUAAACAAAUAAAGGACUUGUUUGCCCAGAGCUUGGCAGGGUUACUGUUUAGGACGCUCCUAGUGGCCUGGAUCCGCGCAAACCUCUGCGUGUACAUCUCUCGGGAGCUCUGGGACGACUUCCUCGGGGUGCUGUCCUCCCUCACGGACUGGGAGGAGCUCAUCCACGAGUGGGCCAGCAUCAUGGACUCCUUGACGGUGGUGCUUGCCAGGACCGUGUACGGAGUUGAGAUGACAAACCUACCUCUGGACAAAUUAAGUGAACAGAAGGAGAAGAAGCAGCGAGGCAAAGGCUGUGUUCCAGAUUCUCAGAAAGGAACCACCGUGGGGAGAUCCUUUUCUCUGAGCUGGCGGAGCCACCCCGACGUGGCCGAGCCCAUGCGAUUCAGGAGUGCCACCACAUCCGGGGCGCCGGGAGUUGAGAAAGCGAGAAACAUCGUCCGCCAGAAAGCAACCGAAGUGGAAGAAUGCCCGCAGCCGGAAAAUGCAGCUGCAGCCGAAUCCGGCCCCCUGGCGGCAGCCGAGCAGCAGCCAAUGGUUCGGAGCAGCAGCAGCCCUGACGUCACGGAGCCGCUGUGCUCAGAGGCCCCUCCGGGUCAAAAGGUAGAAAAUGCACAGAAUGUGAGUUCUUCAGAGCCCAGGCCUGUUCAGGAGAGCAAAGGACAUGAGAAGAAAGAACAUGAAGGAAUAACAAUCUUAGUACGAAGAAGCAGCAGCCCCGCUGAAUUGGAUUUGAAAGAUGAUUUGCAGCAGACGCAAGGAAGAUACAGGGGGAGACAGAAGAGUGACAGUGUCAGCAGUGACCCUGCUCUGGGCUGCAGCACCGAGGCAGAGCUGUCCCUGAGCCCGUGGCAGAUCUGCGAGGAAGACCCAGAACUGAGCACGCCCACGGAUGCUGUGACUGACUCCGAUGCCCGCCACUGGUUGCAACUCAGUCCCACGGAUGCUUCCAACCUCACAGAUAGCAGCGAAUGCCUUGCUGAUGACUGUAGCAUAAUCGCUGGGGGGACCCUCACGGGUUGGCACCCAGACUCGGCUGCCGUGUUAUGGCGAAGAAUCUUGGGAAUCCUCGGAGACGUGAAUAAUAUCCAGUCACCCAAGAUCCAUGCCAGAGUGUUUGGCUAUCUCUAUGAACUCUGGUACAAGCUAGCGAAGAUACGGGAUAACCUAGCAAUAAGCCUGGAUAACCAGUCUUCUCCGUCUCCUCCCGCCUUGAUCCCACCCCUCAGAAUGUUUGCAUCAUGGCUAUUUAAGGCGACAACACUGCCCGAUGCCUAUAAGGAAGGCAAGCUCCAAGCCUACAAGCUGAUCUGCGCCAUGAUGACCCGACGCCAGGACGUGCUGCCCAACUCGGACUUCCUGGUGCAUUUUUACCUCAUCAUGCACCUGGGACUAACCAGCGAGGACCAGGAUAUCUUAAAUACCAUUGUAAGGCACUGCCCACCCCGCUUCUUCUCCCUGGGUUUGCCUGGCUUCUCCAUGCUGGUGGGGGACUUCAUCACGGCCGCUGCCAGGGUCCUCAGUGCAGACACGCUGGCGGCCCCUCGUUUGGAAGCCCUCACCAUUCUUGGGUCUCUGGUCUGCUUUCCCAACACCUACCGCGAGAUCCCUCUGUGGCAGCCGGUGCCCGAAGUUACUGAAGUCACCAGGGGAACGGAAGAUGUCAAGCACUACCUCAUAAGUAUUUUACUGAAGAAUGCCACAGAGGAACCAAAUGAGUGUGCAAGGUGCAUUGCCAUUUGCUCCCUUGGGGUCUGGAUCUGUGAAGAGCUUGCACAGGGCACGAACCAUCCUCAGCUGAGAGAGGCCGUCAAUGUGAUAGGCGUCACUUUGAAGUUUCCUAACAAAACCGUGGCCCAGGUAGCUUGUGAUGUGCUUCAGUUGCUGGCUUCCUACUGGGAAAAGCUUCAGAUGUUUGAAACCUCCCUGCCUCGGAAAAUUGCAGAAAUCCUCGUGGCCACAAUCGCUUUUCUUUUACCAAGUGCAGAAUAUUCCUCAGUGGAAACAGAUAAGAAGUUCCUCGUGUCCCUGCUGCUCUGCCUCCUGGACUGGUGCAUGGCACUGCCAGCGGGUGCGCUCCUCCACCCCGUGUCCACGGCGGCCCUGGACGAGCAGCCCACGGCCCGGGCCCCCUUGCUGGAUUACAUCUACAGGGUUCUGCACUGCUGUGUUUGCGGCUCAAGCACGUACACCCAGCAGAGCCGCUACACCCUGACCCUGGCUGACCUGUCGUCCGCGGAUUACGACCCCUUCCUCCCACUGGCAAACGUGAAGAAUUCUGAGCCGGUCCAAUUUCAUUCAUCAGCAGAACUGGGCAACCUGCUUACUGUCGAAGAGGAGAGGAGGCGGAGGAGCAUGGAGCUGAUCCCGCUGACCGCGCGCAUGGUGAUGGCGCACCUGGUCAACCACCUGGGGCACUUCCCCCUGCGCGGGGGCCCCGCCGUGCUGCACAGCUUGGUCAGCGAGCACCACGACAACACACACGCCGACGCUGCCGAGCUCUCCCCCGACGUGUUCAGGAGCCCGAACCUGCAGCUGUUUGUGUUCAACGAUAGCACCCUCAUCUCCUACCUGCAGACACCCGCGGCGGGUCCUCCCGGCGGGUCGCCAGCGGGCGCCCCCUCGGACGUGAGAGUGAUCGUGCGGGACAUCUCGGGGAAGUACUCCUGGGACGGGAAGGUGCUCUAUGGACCUCUGGAAGGCUGCUUAGCCCCACAGGGCAGAAGUCCCUCGUUCCUGAUCUCGGGCUGGCAUCACCAAACGCCUGGACCUCAGGGGGAUCAUUCUCAAACUGAGCAGGGGGAGGAUGUCCUCAACAAAUUACUUGAAAACAUUGGCCACACGAGUCCCGAAUGCCUUUUACCGUCACAGCUCCAUCUCAACGAGCCUUCCCCACCCCCGUGUGGAAUGAACCGUGCCCAAGAGAAGGAAAUCACCGAGAUCCUCCUGCGCCAGAGCGCACAGGAAGACGAGUAUGUCCAGAGGUGCGACUUGGACGCGGCCAUGAAGGUUGCCAGCCAGGAGCCGCCAUCACCGGUGGAGCCCCGGGGAGCCUUUUACUUCUGCAGGUUGCUGCUCGAUGACUUGGGAAUGAAUUCUUGGGACAGAAGGAAGAAUUUCCAUCUGUUGAAGAAAAAUUCAAAAUUACUGAGAGAGCUAAAAAAUCUGGACUCCCGACAAUGCCGUGAAACGCACAAAAUCGCAGUGUUUUACGUUGCUGAUGGCCAAGAAGACAAGUGCUCGAUCCUUUCCAAUGAAAGAGGAAGCCGAGCGUACGAAGACUUUGUUGCCGGACUGGGAUGGGAGGUGGACCUCUCAACCCACUGCGGGUUCAUGGGCGGACUUCAACGCAACGGCAGCACGGGCCAGACUGCCCCCUACUAUGCUACCUCGACUGUGGAAGUGAUUUUCCACGUUUCAACUCGGAUGCCAUCAGAUUCAGAUGAUUCGCUCACCAAAAAGCUCCGUCACUUGGGGAAUGACGAGGUCCACAUCAUCUGGUCUGAACACUCCCGGGACUACCGCAGGGGGAUCAUCCCCACCGCCUUCGGAGACGUUUCAAUCAUCAUCUACCCCAUGAAGAAUCACAUGUUCUUUAUCGCGAUAACGAAGAAACCCGAGGUUCCGUUUUUUGGGCCCCUGUUUGAUGGAGCAAUCGUGAGUGGGCAGCUCCUGCCAAGCCUUAUCUGUGCCACUUGCAUCAACGCCAGCAGGGCCGUGAAGUGCCUCAUCCCCCUCUACCAGAGCUUCUACGAGGAGAGAGCUCUGUAUCUCGAAGCAGUAAUCCAGAACCACCGCGAAGUCAUGACGUUUGAGGAUUUCACAGCCCAGGUCUUCUCCCCGUCUUCCAGCUACUCCGUCAGCGGAACUGAUACGUAAAGGCCUCGGCGCAGUAUUUGUACAAGGGCCCUGGCUGCCAGGCUGAGCCUCCCGCACGGCGCCUCUCGGGGAGGGGGAGAUGGCUGAGAGUCCCCCACUUCCCCACCCGAACCCCCAAACCCAGACUUCGGGAACAUCGCUGCCCUGCUGGUGCCCUCAGCCGGUCUCCCCGUUCACCGUCUUCUGAAGUUGAAGAGGAAUCCCACCGAAAUGCUGCGGAUCAGACUUUCAAACUGAUCCGCAUCAGUGGCAUCUCAGGAACCUUGGCGGUGGCAUCUCAAGAACCUUGGGCUUCGAAAGAAGAAAAGGAAAAGUUGCCAACCACCGGAGACUCGCCCACUGUCAUGCGGCGCCGGUGGGGCUGCCCUAACAGAGGAAAAAGGAGAACGUUCCGGGAGGGCGGGGGGCAGCUGGCUCUGUCCCCCGGUCGUUUAUAAACCCAUCAUGUUUCACCGAGGGGCCGGCCAAAUGCCUGUCAGGUUGUUGGAGGAAUGUUCCCUGCCUUGAUUUUGCUCAUUCUUCUUCUGUUAGGAUUUAUGGUUAGUCCAAAAUUUCAUCAUCAUGGAAAUUGGCUUUCCCUAGAGUCUCGAGCCCGGGAGAAGUUUUACCUCUGUUGCUGUGUGUAUUCCACCUGGUUCCUGAUGCCUGCUAACUGGGGAGAGGUUUCCUGCCUCUGGCCCUACUGGAGGCCCUCCAGGUGAUGACGGUGAAGCUUCUAUCACAGAGCGCUCAGGUGAUUCUAGAAACACAGGGUCCUGUCCCUGCAAAGCUCCCUUCCAGGCUCCUCCAAAGGCUUUGCCCUGUGGUGCCCUGCCGGCAGGGGCCUCACACACGUUUCCUGACACACAGAGCUUUAGGGUGACAGAUCCCGAGCAGAGGGUGUGUGAUCCCUACUUUGUACCCAUUUGCCUCCCCAAGGAAGGCCUGGUGCAUCUUUUUAAAAAAAAGAGAAAGAAAGAAAGCCCCACCUUCCGUCUGUGCUUGCCGGGCGCUCUUGCUGGGGUCGGGGUGUUGGAUGCAGGCCCUCUGCUUGUCAUCUAGGCCCUCGGGCCAUCUGCGGAGUGAGCCCUGGGCUCAGAACAGGGGAGCUGCCAGCUAAGGGCUUAGAAAGGUCUCCGUGCAGGUGCUUCCCCGCCCUCCCCUGCCCUCCGCCUCUCCACUCUUGCCCUCACCUGUGCACACCCCCAGCCUGCCUUGGCCACCUUCCUGCUGAGCCCACUCACCCGCAGAGCUGCCGUUUUCCCUGACCACCCAGGUCCAGGUGGCUGGGCUGGUACCCGACGUUGGCAGGAGAGGUGGGCAGACCCAGGAGCCAGCCUUGGUGUGAGGACAGUGGAGAAAGGCUUUCCUGGAAGGAGGGGACUUCUAAUUCUCGAGGGAGCUUGUUCUGUUUUACAGAGGACUGCAGGCAGGACUUGAGGCCAGGCCCACAGAAAGGGGCGGCUCGAGCACCGUUGGGACCUGAGAGAACCAGGUUCAUUCCAAACAGAAGCAGCGCUCCGGGCUGGCCUGUAAACGGGGCCGAUUUGUUGCCUGAUUGGGGGCUUAGUGGCAACAUAAAGGGUGACUGGAAGUGACAGCCUUUUCUGCUGUGUUAGCAGCUGUCACGAUUCUCAUCUUCCCGGGCACCCCCUCCCCAACUUUAAGUGCUGUGGGCUCUCUGCUUGGCGUGCUUUGGCCCACGUGGCUCUGGACUCAGCACUCCUGCUGCUGCUCCACGUGGUACCUCGUUCCUGCGGGAAGGGCAUCGCGUGCUCCUGGGCUCCCGAGUGCCACGUAAGCUCUAGCUUCUGGGAGAAUGUGUCACCUUCAGGCUCUAGAAUACCCCUGUUGCAGAAUUCUUGGAUUUAGUCAGUGUCAGGAUUCAGAAUCGUAUUGAACCUACCCGGACUCCUGUACCAUACUUCCAUUUCAUCUCCAGGAACCAGUCCUGACCUGGAGUGGGAAAUCCGGUUGUAGGUAGCAAAUAGGUAGACCUUCCUAUAAUCCCUAAUGAUUUUUGGCAGCCCCAUGACCCUAGAGGACAGCCAGAAGUUUUAUGGCUCUUCGCAGUAACAGCUUUGGUUUGGAGAUUUGGAACCGGGAGACAGGAACUCUAGCGACCAGUUUUGCUUGCACUCACAUGCACUUGAAUCGUUCUUGUUAUUUGGGGUGGAAAAUUGAAAUGAUCAAGUUUUUUUUUUUUUUUCACUUAGAAAAGCAAAUAUUGAGCUUCUGUAAUAAAUGCCUUUCAGCAAAAUUGCCGAGGGUCACUCAUCCGGUGGGGACCCCACCUGAGUCACAGUGCUGACUCGUCACAUUAGUAGGUCAGCCAUCUGUAAACAAAAGUGGCCCUAAGUGGCCCAAAAUAGAUAAGACUUGCUGGCUUCCAGGCAGGGCCAGGCCAGUCCCCUCACUUCUCUGCACGCUGAUUUCCAUCUGAAGCAAAGAUGUUGUUCUAUAGUCUCACUGAGUAGGUUUUUGUACUUAAAAAAAUAGUAAUUCCACAAAAUGAUGACAUUUUAAGUGGUAAAACCUUAAGUAGACAGCAGUGAGGACUUGUAGCUAGGGUAAGCGACUGUCACAGCGUCUUCCUGCGGUUAAGGCUGCAGUUCCCAACGGCCACUGGGAAGGAGGGGGUUUCAGCCUUGACCCUGUGAGAGAGGCUGGCUUAUGGGACCUUAGCCUUACCAACAAGAUCAUGCGGAUCGGUAGACAAUGCAAAUCACGUCUUCCUGACCUUCCUCAGGUGUGACCACCUGUGCUUCAUUUACUGUCAUAUCUGUAUCAUCUGGAGGUUUGAAGGAUGCUUUCAUGUUUACUGUGAUGUCGUAGAUGUAACUGUGCUACCUUCAUAGCUACUGAAGGGGAAUGUUCCGCAUCCGAAGGGAAAUUCAGCAGGAAACAACCACCUUUUAGUUGCACUCAGUACCUAUGUAUGACAUACACAUUAAGUGAAUGUUUUCUUAUGUUUUCAGGUCUACAAUAUUUAGUACAUGUAAAUGAGGACGAAAUUUGAUAAACAUGGUAAAUUAAGUUAUAGGGUGUCAUUUGAUUUCUAUCUUGCUGUCUCUUGUUAUUUAAUUUUCCUGAUGCUCCACAUCUGGGCUUAUACCUCCAUCGGUGUAGACCUUGCCUGUAACCCACUUGGCAGGCAUGGUGCCCCGUGGCAAGGGGCGACCCUCGCCCGGAGAAGCACACGGCUCACCGAUGGCCACUACCUGACUCUCCAGUUUGCCCUCUGUCUUUAAUUCUGAUUUACUGUGACGACUUAAUAAAGUAGAAACACAGUACUCAUG
Balaenoptera acutorostrata (minke whale) is the source of this 9029-nucleotide messenger RNA. RefSeq names its product Ral GTPase activating protein catalytic subunit alpha 2 (gene RALGAPA2). NCBI's taxonomy places the organism in Eukaryota, Metazoa, Chordata, Mammalia, Artiodactyla, Balaenopteridae. The record is from RefSeq and is a predicted model, not a curated record. The coding region runs from base 124 to 5751 and encodes 1875 amino acids. The transcript has 40 exons. Gene Ontology annotation, biological process: regulation of small GTPase mediated signal transduction; positive regulation of GTPase activity. Gene Ontology annotation, molecular function: GTPase activator activity. Gene Ontology annotation, cellular component: cytoplasm; nucleus.